Aspergillus calidoustus is the source of this 931-nucleotide messenger RNA. NCBI's taxonomy places the organism in Eukaryota, Fungi, Ascomycota, Eurotiomycetes, Eurotiales, Aspergillaceae. The record is from the annotation of a GenBank genome assembly.
CAGAACGCUGUCGUUGGAGGGCGCGCAACGGCUCCACCCCCGGCUGUCCUCCGAGGGCGCAGCAGACCAUCUCUUAUCGGAUCUCGAGUGCUACAUGAAGUUAAAUACCAGCACUUCGACAGCAGAGUUCCCAACCCGUAAGUUGCGGAUUAUUUACCAUACAUAUAAACAAACGCACUCCCUUGCAUCGGAAUCAGAAAAAUGUCGUCACAAUCCCUCCCCGUCCCGUCGUCCACAACGAAGAAAUUCUACGCCACAAAUUCGCCCUGGGAAGGCGUCUACGGCCAUUACCGGGCCAUUCGCGUCGGCCAACAAAUCUACGUCUCCGGCACAACGGCCGCCGACCCCGCGAGCCCGCCCGAAGCACCUCGCGUGCUAUGUCCCGGCGAUGCGCGCGGACAGACGCGCGCAACAUUAAAAGAAGUCAUCAAAGCGAUUCAGACCCUUGGCGGACGCGGCGCGGAGAGUAUUGUGCGCACGCAGCUGUUCAUUCAGAGACAUGAGGAUGCGCCGGAGGUUAUGGCGGGGUUUACUGACGUUCUUGGGCGGCAACAUGGCGGGGACAUUGGGUCCACCGCGAUCCUGCUCGUUGUCUCGAACUUUUCGGAUCCGGAGAUGUUGGUGGAGAUCAUGGUUGAUGCGAUCGCGGAUGCGGAGGCCCAAUGAGGGAUGGCGGGACUUGUAUGGAGGUUGGAUUUAUAUAUAUGCGAUGUGAACAAUUUUCCAGUCUCGCAAGGCUUCAAGCUUCAACGUACGUUAUAGCCUCAUUUCACAUUAAACGGGAGUAGAUCGAGCGUCUUUACAACAUCCUCCUAUAAUGACUAUUCGGUGUAGUAGCCGGAUUGCCACAAUUGAAACUAGACAAUGCACUUUCAGAUAUAGGUCCAUGACACUGGGCAAUAUGUCCCGGGCAUUGAUGCGUACAGACGAU